Glycine soja is the source of this 670-nucleotide messenger RNA. RefSeq names its product 30S ribosomal protein S17, chloroplastic. The transcript has a single exon. Gene Ontology annotation, biological process: translation. The record is from RefSeq and is a predicted model, not a curated record. Gene Ontology annotation, cellular component: ribosome. Lineage: Eukaryota; Viridiplantae; Streptophyta; Magnoliopsida; Fabales; Fabaceae. Bases 48 to 479 code for a protein of 143 amino acids. Gene Ontology annotation, molecular function: structural constituent of ribosome.
AGAAUGAAAAGAGAUAGAGUUAUCGAUCCCUUUGGGGAGAUAAGAAAAUGUGGCUUGUGCAGCUCUCAACCCCAUUUCUGAACGGCCAUGGCCAUGGCUCCAGCCUUCUCUGGAAACCCAGUUCGGCGGUGACUCAGACCCACUGGGCCCCGCCGAGUUUGCUGCCUCAAAUCAAUGCGAUGAAGACGAUGCAGGGAAAAGUGGUGUGCUCCACGAACGACAAGACGGUGGCAGUGGAGGUGGUGCGGCUGGCCCCUCACCCAAAGUACAAGAGGCGCGUGAGGAAGAAGAAGAAGUACCAGGCCCACGAUCCCGAUAACCAAUUCAAUGUCGGCGACAUCGUCCAGCUCCAGAAGACCAGGCCCAUCAGCAAGACCAAGGCCUUUCUCGCACUCCCCGUUCCCAAGAGGUCCUCCAACAGGCCCGAGCCCCAGCCCGAUGAGCUUUCCAUUCCCUUCGAGUCCCAGCCCCAGGCCUAGAUUCCAGAGUUACACCUCAAUUUCACUCUCUCCUACGCCUACUUUUUAUCCAAAUCCUUCUUUUGCAUUCGCUUUUAUGCUUAUGUGUUGUAAUUUGGAUGCUGCUUGUGUUUUCGAGCUUCGCUAUAUGUGCAAUUCUUAUCAUUCUAGCUGACUGCUAUCAUAUAUAAUCGUCUUUUUAUUUCAUUCGU